GUGAAUGUUAGAAAGGGUAUAUUUGUCAUUUGAGUCUUUAGACUGCUGUGGUGGUUUGUGAGAGAAUAGAUGAAACGGUGCGUAUAUUGCAUUAGGAUUCUGUUUCUAAUUUGAACUUUUGAAAGGUCGAUCAUUUUCGCCCCAGGGUUAGAGUUGAGAGAGAACACGAGAAAGAAAAAAAAAAGGAAAACUCCUUGGCUGCCACCGGAGGCUGGACGUGAUCGGAAAAGUUCAUACCGACGAAGUUGAAGUCAAAGGCUAAGUUCAUACCGGACGUGAUCGGUGUGGAGCGCGGAAGGCCUUUGCAAUGACGGGUUGGCGCCUUGGAUAUAUUGCUAGUCCAAAACAUUUUGUUGGUGCAUGUGGAAAGAUCCAAAGUCAAUUCACUUCAGGGGCCAGUAGUAUUGCCCAGAAAGCUGCAGUUGUUGGGUUAGGACUAGGUUAUGCUGGUGGGGAAGCAGUUUCUACCAUGAUUAAAGCAUUUAAGGAGCGAAGGGAUUUCUUAGUAAAAAGUUUUAGAGAAAUAGAUGGUGUCAAGAUAUCCGAACCCCAGGGAGCAUUCUAUUUAUUCAUUGAUUUCAGCAUCUAUUAUGGAAGAGAAGUUCAAGGAUUUGGUAAAAUUGAGGAUUCUGAGUCCCUCUGUCGAUACUUACUGGAUGUUGGCCAAGUAUUCUCAUGUAAUUGUAAAUGGUUAUCUAUUAAGUCCUAUGUGGUUAUAUCUGGAAGAGGUUUUGUGCAACAAUAA
Messenger RNA from Vigna radiata var. radiata (mung bean), 745 nucleotides. RefSeq names its product bifunctional aspartate aminotransferase and glutamate/aspartate-prephenate aminotransferase-like. The transcript has 5 exons. The record is from RefSeq and is a predicted model, not a curated record. Lineage: Eukaryota; Viridiplantae; Streptophyta; Magnoliopsida; Fabales; Fabaceae. Gene Ontology annotation, molecular function: pyridoxal phosphate binding. Gene Ontology annotation, biological process: biosynthetic process. The coding region runs from base 308 to 745 and encodes 145 amino acids.